AUGGCAGGCGCGGUGGCCACCAGGGUGACCUGCCCGACAGGCGCUGGUCACCCGUUCGCACACGCCGCUGGUGACCUCACAGCCUGGGUCGUACACCGUCCGCACACCCUGUACCUGUACCGUCCGCAGAAGGCAAUUCCCCCCUUUGGCCCAACGCACGCCGACGUCGCGCCUGCGACUGCCUCCGUCACCGACAUCCGCCUCGAUCACAGCCGCGCGGGCGGCACAUUGCUGCCGCGCGGGCGGCACAUUGCUGGUGUUGCGACCGGGAGAGCAUCGCGGCUGGCACGGCACAUAGGAGGCAUUCGGCGGCGUGGCUGGCGCGACCUGAUAGCGAGGUCCUACGACGCGUACUGGCAGCACAGCCUCGUGCCGCUGCCAUCCCUCUCCUCCCACAACCUGCCCACCCUCUGCUUCGAGCCGAUCCCCGGUGCCGGACCCAAGUACCAGUGCACGAAGACCCUCGAAGUGCCGACCGUUAUCCGCGGCAGCGAGCGCACGAGCGUCGCGGCAGAGUUUCAUGUCGUCGGCCAGAUCGCCCCCGAGAGCCGCGUCGUGCACACUACGGACACGCACGGCCAUUCGCAGCUCGACGGCAGACCCGUGACGUAUGUCGCGUUCUGGGUAGAAGCUCGCCCGGACGUGACGAGCCGCGUGCAAUGGGAACGCAUGCGCCCCGUUCUGGAGCGGCUCACCGAACGCGCGCCGCAGCCGGUCGACACCUCGCGGUUCAUCUCCGUUGACCCCGAGAGUGGUACGCUGAGCCUCCGCGUCCUUGGUUUCAAGGUGCACGGAGAGGAGGAGGAGCCGGGCUUCCCUCUCUACAACGACGAUGGCUCGUACAUCGACAUGAAGACCGCCGAUGACGUCCCCGACGAGGCUGUCAACGUCAUCUUUCGGAUCAAGUGCACGACCAUGUCAGUCUCGAAUCAGUCCGCGGAUCAGGCACGCAGCAACGAUGUGCGCGGCGGGGGACGCUCGGUACUUGCCAUGCAUGGGUCAGUCACCUAUGUAUCUCGCGUCUAG
Molecule: messenger RNA, 1026 nt
Organism: Phanerochaete carnosa HHB-10118-sp
Lineage: Eukaryota; Fungi; Basidiomycota; Agaricomycetes; Polyporales; Phanerochaetaceae
Exons: 4
Coding region: 1-1026 (341 amino acids)
Source: RefSeq, a predicted model, not a curated record